UCGGUGUUUAUUUAAGCAAAUAUCAGCAGUUUAAUGCCCUAAAUGCCCCUAUCCUUUCUAUAUAAACCUGAAACUUCUCUUCCCAAAUCGACCUCAUAAACGGUUGCAAAAAAGAUAAGGAAGAGCGAGAAAACAAAGCGGUAAAAUAUACCUGCGGAGAUGAUGAUUGCAUACCUAGACCAGCAGCUCCGAUUAGGGCACGGCGCCGAAGCGACCCCUUGUCUCGGCGGUGGAGAUCCCGGCCCGGAGCUCGUCGCCGCAAGCCAAGACUUCGGCGGUGUGAUUCGGGCACUCCCCGCCGUCGUGCUCCGCCCGGGCUCCGCUGAAGACGUGGCAGCAGCGAUCCGGAUGGCUUUGAGAUCCGAUCACCUGACGAUCGCCGCCAGGGGGAAUGGUCACUCGGUGGCCGGCCAGGCGCUGGCGCCUGGUGGGAUCGUGCUGGAUAUGCGAUCGAUGGGGAGGAUCGAGCUCGUGUGGAGCGAUGACGGGCAACCGUGCGCCGACGUCGGGGGUGGGGUUUUGUGGGGGGAAUUGCUCGAGUGGGGGGUGAGGGUGCACGGGAUGGCGCCGAGAUCGUGGACGGACUACUUGGGGCUUACGGUAGGGGGGACGCUCUCGAACGCUGGGAUCAGCGGUCAGGCCUUCCGCCACGGUCCCCAGAUCGCGAACGUCGCCGAGCUCGAGGUCGUCACCGGCGACGCCGAGCGCGUCGUCUGCUCCCCUUCUCACCGCUCAGAUCUCUUCUUCGCCGCUCUCGGCGGCCUCGGCCAGUUCGGAAUUAUCACUCGCGCACGCAUCCCUCUUUACCGCGCUCCUCCUCUGGUGAGAUGGAUUAGAGUCGUGUACAGACGGGUAGAGGAGUACGUGGCGGACGCUGAAUGGUUGGUGAAGGGUGGGGUCUUCGAUUACGUGGAAGGUUUCGCGUUCGUAAACAGCGGGGAUGAUCCGGCGAAUGGUUGGGAAUCGGUUCCGAUCGGACCGGGUUCAGUGUUCGAACCGGACCUAAUCCCACCCGGCUCAGGCCCACUCCUCUACUGCCUCGAGCUCGCCCUCCACCACGACCUCAACGAAGACGUCGAAAAGAAAGUGGAAGAGAUGCUCAGGCAACUGAAGUACAUCAAGGGGCUGAAGUUCACGAUGGAAGUGAGUUACGUGGAGUUCCUGUCACGUGUGAACCUGUCUGAAUCGGAGUCACGUGCGAACGGGAGUUGGCACGCGCCGCACCCGUGGCUAAACAUCCUCAUCUCGGCCUCCAACAUCGUGGACUUCGACCACAACGUCUUGCAGCCCAUUCUGAAAGACGGCAUCGGUGGCCCCAUGCUCAUUUACCCGCUUCUCAAAUCCAAGUGGGACCCACGGAUGUCGGUGGUGUUGCCGGACAGCGAGGUGUUCUACUUGGUCGCUUUGCUCCGGUGCAACCAGCCGUACCCGGUCGGCCCACCGGCGGAGGAGCUGAUAGCUCAGAACCGUGAGAUCUUGAACCUGUGCGAAUCCAACGGCUACGAUCACAAGCUGUACCUCCCACACUACGAGAGCCAGACGGUGUGGGCCGACCAUUUCGGCAGGACUUGGGCCCGGUUCGUUGACCGCAAGGCCCGGUAUGACUCCAGGGCCAUUUUGGCACCGGGCCAACUCAUCUUCUCCCGGGCCCACCCUCCUUUCUCCUCCUGAUCAAAUCCUCACCGUUCACUACAUUAGAAUCUUGCACACAACCCUAUACAUUGAUGAUGUAUUGCUUUUAUGGAGAAUGAAAUUAUAUAUAAAUUGAUGAAUUAAUUAUUUAUCUAUA
This is a messenger RNA of Dioscorea cayenensis subsp. rotundata (Guinea yam), 1789 nucleotides long. Its product is annotated as cytokinin dehydrogenase 11-like. Gene Ontology annotation, biological process: cytokinin metabolic process. Lineage: Eukaryota; Viridiplantae; Streptophyta; Magnoliopsida; Dioscoreales; Dioscoreaceae. The transcript has 4 exons. The record is from RefSeq and is a predicted model, not a curated record. Gene Ontology annotation, molecular function: cytokinin dehydrogenase activity; FAD binding. The coding region runs from base 160 to 1671 and encodes 503 amino acids.